Molecule: messenger RNA, 6239 nt
Organism: Paramecium primaurelia
Lineage: Eukaryota; Ciliophora; Oligohymenophorea; Peniculida; Parameciidae
Source: the annotation of a GenBank genome assembly
AUGGCUGAUAAAGAUGGCUUUUUGAGUGAUGAUGUAUUUAGUGAUGCUAAUUAAGGGUUCUUUUACGGAUCGGAAAAAAUAGAACAAAGUUGUCCUAAAUCAAAUGGUUGAAUUAUGGAAAGAGAAUGAAGAAUUUAACAGGUCAGAGUAUAUAACGAAUGGAGUUUAACAAUUACAAAACGAUUUCAUGGAGGAAUUAGAUGAAGAAUAUGAAUAGGAAUAUAAGGCAGCAAAUGUACCAGAGCAGAUUAAUAUUGAUUUAAUCCAUAUGAAUUCUUUAUAGAAAGCUUACUAUUAUAGAGAUAAGUAUAUAGUCAGCUAUUAAAGUAGCUAAGAUAUCCGAUGUUGCGUAUUAGAAAAUAAAUACUUAUUUUGAUCAAAACGAUUUCAUACACAGCUUUGAAGAUUUCAAAACAUUAAUUAUUUGAAGCUUUGACUCUAGUAGUAAUCAUAAUAAAUUCAAUUUUACUUUCAAUUUAGUAUGAUGACCAAGAAACUAUCGAAUUAACAUUUUUAAUUUUGUUUUACAUAGAAGCAUUAAUAAAAAUAAUUGGAAAAGGGCUAAUUUUGAAUUCAGGUGCAUAUUUGAGAGACAUUUGGAAUGUAAUUGAUGCAUUAGUUAUAGUGGCUGGUUCUUUGUAAUAUUUCAUGAGCACUUCUGUAUAAUUAAGUGCUUUGAGAUCACUAAGAGUCUUAAGACCUAUAAAAGCAAUUUCAUCUAUAAAAUCUUUAAAGCAAAUUAUGACAACUUUCUUUUUAUCUUUUAAUGAAUUGGCAAAUGCCUUGUUAGUUUUGGGAUUCACACAAAUAAUAUUUGCAAUAAUUGGAUUAUAACUAUUUCAAGGAUAUACUAAAUAUAGAUGUUUUGAUGAAAAUGGAAUAUAAUCAUUGGAAAUAGAUCAGCAAUAUUGUCAUAAAUGUCUCGAUAAUUUUAUAUGUGGUAAAAUGUUAGACAAUCCAAGGAAAGGAUAUUUAAGUUUUGAUAAUUUUGGUCUAGCCUUAUUGCAAGUGUUUAUAAUAAGUAACCUUGAGGGAUGGGUUGAUAUUAUGGCAUCCAUUAUAUACACUUUUUCAGAAGUAGCAGUUCUUUACUUCAUCACAUUCAUAAUAAUUAGUGCAUAUUUUUUAAUUCAUUUAACUUUAGCAAUUUUGAAAGUAAAUUUUAAGAAAUCCAAUUAAAUUGAGGAUACAUAAAUAGAAGAAGUGUCUUACAAUUAUAGAUAGUUAAAAAGAUUAAAUAUUUACAAACCAAUAAAUGAUAAUAAAAGAAAAUAAAAUUUUCAUAGGCAAUAAAGUAUGAGAAGAUCAAGAAUCAUUAGAUCGAUUUAACCUAAACAACCUACUUUUAUAGAGAAUUCUGUUAAUUAAAUUGCUCAAAUUAAAUUGCCAUUUAAACCACUAUUAAUUAAUGAAUAUAGUAAACCUAAAAAACUUAAGCAUCAUAAUACUAUGAUAACACUACAUGGAAUUUAUGGAGUUAAGAAUGAUGAUUAAAAAUAAAAAAAUAAUGAUUCUAAUAAUCAUUUGUAUAGAAGAGCCACUUAAAGAAAUAUUCUCAAAAGAGGAACUAGUAUUUUAGAGAGUAAUCCACUUUAAGAAUUAGAAUAAAUGCUCUAAGGAGAAAAGGAAAGAAAUCCAAGAUAGACAUUAGCUCAAUCAAAGUUAAUUAAAGAUGUGAAAUUAAUUGCUUCUUCAUUUUAGAGAGCUCCUGCUUUGAUAACAACAGUCAGAUAAGCUUUAAGAAAAAGUCGAAUUGAGUAAGAAGUAAAGUAAUAAGAUAAUUCCCUAAGUGUUUCAUUAACUGAAAUUGAGUCUGUGACUGAUGAAAAAGUAAAGGAGAGAUUUUAAGAGUUAGAUAUUCAAUAUUAGGAAGAUAAAGAAGAAAAAGCAGAGAAAGAACAAAAAAAAUAAACGUAACCUACAUCAAAAAAAUAAAAAAGAGGUGAAUAGUUUAAACCUUAGUCUUAAGAGAUUAGCAAAGAAGAUGAGAAAUUAAAGAUUAGACUCUUUGAAACUAAACUAUAUCCAAGAGUCUUAUAUAAAGAACAUAUUUGUGAAUCAAUUAAAGAUGUAUUACCUUCUUUAGAGAGAGAAACUCAAUUACUUGAACUAUAAAAAAGAGAGGAAAAGCAUAGAAAUAUGAAGGUUUUAUUAAGAUAUUAAUUAUAAAUUCAAGUUAUUGAGAAGAAAUUUGAAAAAAAGGAUAGAAAGCCUACUUAUGAUUCUUCAAAGGAAUCUUCAAAUAAAAAUAUGAAGAUUUUUCCUGACACUAUAAAAUAAUAAUCAAAAUUUGCCAGAUAAGCUGAUUUUAUUGCUAGAUCACCUUCUUCAUUUAAUGGAAGCAAUCGACAAAAAAUGAUUGGAAAAUCUUAUUAUAAACCUUACAAUUAGAUUUAAAAAUACACAUAUAAACAAUAUAAAGAAUUAUUUAAUCUUGAUUUAACCGAUUAAUAGUUAAGAAAUAGAAUAGAGGAAGUAGAAAUAAAGGAACCUGAAAUAAAAAUACCAAAGGAAGAAUACUUUCAUAAUCAUAAAUUUUAUUAGCAAUUUCAUUUAUAAAAAAUAUAAGAUAUCGAAAAUAUGAAUGGAGAAUUAAUAACUGAAGCUUCAAUUUUAGAAGUCAAAGCAGUUGAUUUCGAUCCUUUUAUGAUGAAUAAAUAUGAUAAGAUCAUUAAAGCCUUAAAUUAUACUUAAGACAGUUUUUACAUUUAUAUGAAAGGAAUUGUAGGAUUAUACAAAUUAGUUAGAUUUAAGAUGAAUAUAAUUUUAAGCACAAAUACUUUUGAGUAUAUAAUUAAUCUUUUCGUCUUAGCCAACACAAUUGUAUUGGGUUUAGAUGGUUUAGUUAGCAAUAAAACAGAAUUAGAAAAAUUUAAUUUAUUUUUUACAAUUUUAUUUACUAUUGAAUAAUUGUUAAAGAUUUUUACAUAUGGUAUUUCUAAAUACAGCAAAGAUAUUAUGAAUAUUUUUGAUUUGUGUAUAGUUCUAAUUAGUUUGAUUGACUUAUUUUUUUUAUCAUCUGGAAGUGGAUCACACCUAUAAGCAUUUAGAUCACUAAGACUUUUUAGGGCUUUUAGAAUAUUUAGAGUAACAAAAUUAGUGAGGUAAUAUUAAUAAUAAUUAUUAUUUUAGGAGUUUGGCAUAUACAAACUUUUUGAUCUAAAUUUUGAGCAAUGCAUUCUAUUCACUUAUGUAUAUAACAUUUCUAUUAUUCCUAUUCAUUUAUAUAUUUACACUUUUAGGUAUGUCAUUUUUUUAAGGAGCUUUAACAAAUACUCAAUACAGAACUAGUUUUGAUACUUUUUUAGAUAGUUUAUUAGUUGUAAGCUAAAUUUUGAUUUUAUAAUGGAUAGAUGUGCUCUAUGAAUUGUUGUUUUCAGAUGUAAAUAAUUCAUUAGUAAUUAUCUAUUUAUUAAUGUGGAUAUUUAUUGGCAAUUAUGUUUUACUUAAUUUAUUGAUGGCAAGUCUUUUGAAUUAUUUUGAAGAUGAGUAUUAAUAAGAAUCAAUUCAAUACUAAAGACCUUAAAUUUCUGUGACACUUGUAGAUAAAGUGAAUGAAGAAAGUCCAGAAAAUCCUAUUUUUCAUAAGGAUAAGACACAAUUCAGUAAUUCAAGUUCAAAUGAUAUGAGAAUGUCUACAAUGAAAAAUGCUUUUACCUAUAACUUUGAUUAUAGAUAGUGUAAGAUUUCCUUAUUUUUAUUUGAUGAGUAAAAUUUUAUUAGAAUCAUCUGUUAAAGAAUUAUAAAUCACAAAGUGUUUUCUUUAGUUAUCUUUUUUGUCAUAUGUUUUAGUACUAUAAAAUUGAUUUUGGAUACAUAUUUUAAUAACUUCCUUAUAGAAUUUGAUAUAUUUAUAACAUGUGUUUUUCUGUUUGAAUUUCUAUUAAAAGUAAUAGCAUAAGGAUUUAUUACUGAACCAAAUACUUAUAUGAGAAAUAGUUGGAAUGUAUUAGAUUUUAUCAUUAUAAUUUUUUCGAUUAUUGAUAUACCUUACACUGAUUAAAAUCUUAGUUAUAUAAAAGUACUUAGAUUAUUGAGAACAUUAAGGCCUUUAAGAUUAGUCAAAGAAAAUAAAUAACUCAAAUUAUUAGUUACCACUUUAUUAAAUUCACUUUCUGGUGUAUUAAAUGUGACUAUUAUAAUACUAUUAGUUUUUAUAAUGUUUGGUAUUCUAGGCGUUAGUUUGCUUUAAGAUAAAAUGCAUUAUUGCAAUAUGAUCACAAGAAAUGAGUUUAAUUAUUAUGAUUAAUAAUAAUGUAAGGAAUUAGGAGGAUAAUGGAGUAAUAGGAAUAUGAAUUUUGAUAAUAUAUUCAAUGCAAUUCUUACAUUAUUUAUUCUAAGUCGAAGAGAUGAUUGGGAUAAACAAAUAUAUUGGUAUAUAGAUGCAAGUGAUGAUGGUCCAGAAAAAAAUGCUUAAUUAUGGAUAAUAAUAUAUUUUUUAACUUUUAUAUAUACAGGAUCUAUAUUAUUGAUGGAUUUAUUUACAGGAGUAAUUUUUGUUAAUUAUAAAUUUGCUGAUUUUUCAAUGAAAGAUAAAGUGAUAUCUGCUGAUUAAGAGGAUUGGAUAAAUAUUUAGAAAAUGAUUGUUGCUUCAAGUCCAAAUUUUGCAUUAUACUAUCCUCCCAUGAAUUUAUAUAGAGCUGCAAUUUUUAAAUUAAUAUCUAAUAAAUAUUUUGAUGGAACAAUAAUAUUUCUUAUAAUUUUUAAUAUUGUAGUAUUAUCUUUGAAUUAUGACGGUAAUAAUUAAUUUAAUUAUAGAAUCUUCAAGCAAUUACAAUUCUAUUUUAGAAACAUUAAAUCUGUGUUUCAAUUUUAUUUUUAUUGGGGAAUGUAUAUUAAAAAUAAUUGCUUAUGGUCCAAGAGGAUACUUUAGAAAUAGUUGGAAUUAAUUUGAUUUCUUUGUAGUAUUGACAUCUGCCUUAGAUAUUACUUUAAAAUUAAGUGGGGCAAGUAAUUAGAAUUCUUUUUUAUCAUCUGGCCCAUAAUUAUUUAGAGUAUUUAGAGUUUUGAGAGUAACAAAGUUAUUUAGGUUGGUUAAAUAAUUGAAGGGUUUAAAAAAACUUAUUGAUACUGCAACUUUUGCAUUACCAGAAUUAUUUGAAUUAAUCUUGCUUAUGUUAUUAAUGUAUUGUAUAUUUGCAAUCCUAGCAGUGUUUUUAUAUUCUGAUGUCAUUAAUGGUAGCAUUAUUGAUGAUACUUAUAAUUUUAAGGAUUUUCAUCAUGCACUAUUAACACUUUUUAGAUGCACUACAGGAGAAGGUUAAUAUUAGAUUAUUUAUGAUAUUAUGGAAUCUCAUGGAGCAAUUCAUUGCUUAUUCUUUAUUGUAUUUUCUAUUGCAAUACAAAGAAUUAUGUUAAAUUUGUUUAUUUUAAUUGUCAUUCAAUAAUAUGAAAGAUUUUAUAUCAAUUCAGAUAAUCCACUUCAAAGAUUUAAAGAAUUUGAAUAAGAUUUUAUUGAUGGAUGGGCACCAUUGUCUAAAUAAUAUGGUGGAAAUUAUAUCAAAGUUAAAUAAUUGAUCAGUCUGGUUUUAACAAUUAAAUCUCCUCUUGGCUAUGAUUUAAAUGAAAAGAUUUUACUAGCUUUGGAUGAUUGGAAGAAAUUUAAUUAAGAGGUUAAAUAAACUCAAUAGAAUAUUGAUAGAAUCAUUAAUAUAGUAACAGCAGAUUCUAAAAAGAAAGUUGCAACUAUGAUCAUGACUAUGGAAAUGACAGCUACAGAUGAUGGAGAAUUGGAAUAUCAUUAUGUCUUCUUUACCAUUAUGAAAAUGUUCCAACAAUAAUUUAUGUAAAAAACCACUAAAGAAGCUAAAUCUAAAAUUAAACAACAUGAAGAAUAAACUUUAUAAAGAAUUAGAAAAAAUAGAAUUUAUAUUAAUGGAGUGAAUCCUUGUGUAUAAUUGUUAUAUGUGAUGAUGUGUUUCAAAGCAUUUAAGAGAUUUUCAGAAAAGGCUCAAGAAAAAGCUUUAAAAAAACCUUAAGAAUUUAGUGAAUAAAGUUCAGAUUCAUAUUAUUGUUAUUCAAGUUCUGAGAUUGCCUAACGUGAACCUUAAAGCAUCAUGUCAAAUACUUCUAGAGAAUCUUAUAAUUAAUUUUGCACUCCACCUGAUCUUACUGUAUAUCAGAGUGAUCUUAACAUUAACAGCAACAAGACUUCUUUAAUACAAAUUUUUAAUAGACAGCAAGUUUCAUUAAGUUAAACAAGUGAAAUCAAUAGCCCCUAUAUAGAAUCAGCUAAAUGA